AAUAUUCCAUUGCACCACACACUGUCAUUGGUUUUGCUAUAAAGGCACCACUUCUAUUACCAAUACCCUUCAUUCUAUAACCACCAAUUGUGAAUACAUUCUUCUUCUUCUCUUUUUUGUUCACUUAAUUUCUUUCAUCACAUAACCAUGUCUUCUGAGACUGUUGUCCUAAAAGUAAAAAUGUCAUGCCAAGGAUGUGCUGGAGCAGUCAAUAGGGUUUUGGAAAAAAUGGAAGGUGUAGAAUCAUUUGACAUUGAUUUAAAGGAACAAAAGGUGACUGUUAAAGGAAAUGUAAAACCACAAGAAGUUUAUGAAACUGUUUCUAAGUCUGGAAAGAAAACUGAAUUUUGGGCUGAUCUUGAAAACAAGUUCACAGAAACUGUGACUGAAGCUGAACCUGAACAUAAGUCUACAGAAACUGCAACUAAAGCUGAACUUGAAAACAAAGUCAAAGAAACUGCAACUGAAGCUAAAAAUGAAAACAAAUCCACAGAAAUUGCACAACUUUCAGAAGCUGGAGUUAUUGCCUCUGUUGAACUUGAUAACAAGCCUUCAGAGAAUUCUAUUGUUGCCUCUACUGAGCCUGAAAACAAAUCUUCUGAAAUUGACAAUGUUGUUGCUUAAGAUACUUAAGAAUUGGUCUAUUUUAAUUUUAAUUGUUGUUUGAUGUUUCCAGUGGUAGUGGUAAUAUUUAAGCUACAAGUACUUUCUUUUAUUUUGCACCUGUGAUGAAUGCUUUUUGUUGAUUAGUGUGUUUUAAAUUGGAAUUUAACUUGUCCCUAUUUUUAGUUA
Molecule: messenger RNA, 792 nt
Organism: Cicer arietinum (chickpea)
Lineage: Eukaryota; Viridiplantae; Streptophyta; Magnoliopsida; Fabales; Fabaceae
Molecular function (GO): metal ion binding
Source: RefSeq, a predicted model, not a curated record